AUGAUGAACAAUUGGAAUCGAAACCGAGAUGUUUCAUCAGAAGAUCAAAGUGAUUUAUCAAAUAAAUCAAUAUCAUCAUCAUAUAAAAAACGUCAACAAUUAUCAACAUUAUUUAAUAAAACAGCUGAUAUUGAUGAUUCACUAUUUAGUCGACAUUUCUUUACUUUAUACCAAAAAUUAUGUCAGAAGAUGAAUUACGAAAUGCAUUUGAAAUUCAUGAAAUAUGGUUCAAUAAUUAAUAUAAAAGUUAUUAAAGAUAAAUUAACAGGUGAAAAUAAAGAUUAUAAACCAAAAUUUGCUGAACCAUUUUCAUCAAAACAUCAUUGUGAUAAUGAAGAUACAUUACCAACACCAGCUUCAAUUUAUGAUGCCAUUUCACCUCUGUAUCGUCAAAAAAUUUCAUCAACUAAACAAUAUUUACCACUAUCAACAUGUUCAUUAUCUAAUAUUGAAUCAAAUUAA
Rotaria sordida is the source of this 462-nucleotide messenger RNA. NCBI's taxonomy places the organism in Eukaryota, Metazoa, Rotifera, Eurotatoria, Philodinida, Philodinidae. The record is from the annotation of a GenBank genome assembly.